GAGGUCGGAAACCGCAAAGAUGCGCCGCCGAAGCACGAGAUGGUGUAUUUCAAUGGGCUGCUGAAUACGGAGCGUCGCUUCGGGGAUUUCAGGACGGUGCUACAUACGGGGCUUUAUUCGCAGGUAGUGGCUAUGGAAGUUCCCGUUGAUGGAGAAAUCGGAGAUGAGGUUCAUACGGUGGACCAAGUCUUACUCUUCACGGCUGGUGAGGGUUUGGCCACCGUCGGAGGAAAGGAUCAAGAAGUCCGUGCGGGUGAUGUCGUUGUCGUCCCGGCCGGAACCCAGCAUCAGUUCGUCACCGUAGGGGACAAGCCACUCGAGUUGGUGACAAUAUAUUCGCCGGCGGAACACGCGCCGAACACGGUGCAUAAGACGAAGGAAGAGGGUGACCAGGCGGAAAAGGAAGGUAUUGACGAAGCGCCGGCUUGGAGUCGCAAGACCAAGAAGGAUAACGAAGCUGCGGGCCUAGUGAGACUGGAUGGGACGUAUGAU
Molecule: messenger RNA, 492 nt
Organism: Westerdykella ornata
Lineage: Eukaryota; Fungi; Ascomycota; Dothideomycetes; Pleosporales; Sporormiaceae
Product: RmlC-like cupin
Exons: 2
Source: RefSeq, a predicted model, not a curated record